This is a messenger RNA of Euleptes europaea (tarantolino), 1274 nucleotides long. It is a transcript of the gene TARBP2, whose product is annotated as TARBP2 subunit of RISC loading complex. Gene Ontology annotation, molecular function: double-stranded RNA binding; siRNA binding; pre-miRNA binding. The transcript is spliced from 9 exons. Lineage: Eukaryota; Metazoa; Chordata; Lepidosauria; Squamata; Sphaerodactylidae. The coding region runs from base 157 to 1251 and encodes 364 amino acids. The record is from RefSeq and is a predicted model, not a curated record. Gene Ontology annotation, cellular component: RISC-loading complex. Gene Ontology annotation, biological process: regulation of miRNA processing; regulation of viral transcription; regulation of siRNA processing.
CAAGGUGUUUGCGUGGACUCCAGGUUCCGAGAUGCGCCUCGCAGCGCUUCGGAGGCGGCCGGGGCCCGUCGCUUCCUCUCGCCCGGCCAUUGUAAGCGGGGCUGGAGGGCGGCAGGCGUUGCGGCGCUGGCGGCGGCGGCGGGGCAGGAGGAGGGAAUGAGCGAGGAGGAGGCGGAGGAGCCUUGCGGGAGCGCGAGGAACUGCGGCGGCUUCCCCAGUAUAGAGCAAAUGCUGGCGUCCAACCCCGGCAAGACCCCUAUCAGCCUGCUGCAGGAGUAUGGGACGCGCAUAGGCAAAACGCCCGUCUACGACCUGCUCAAAGCCGAGGGACAAGCGCACCAGCCCAACUUUACCUUCCGCGUUACCGUCGGUGACAUCAGCUGCACUGGCCAAGGCCCUAGCAAAAAAGCAGCCAAACACAAGGCAGCGGAGGUGGCACUCAGGCUCCUGAAGGGAGGAAACAUGUUGGAGCCAGCAGCCCCAGAGGAAGCCAGCUCUCCUUUCUCUCUAGAGCCCCUGGCUCAGACCGCCACCCCAGCUGCCACCACACCUGUGCCCAUCUUGCCGGCCGCGUCUCCCAGAAGCUCCCCAUUGGACGUGAAGUCCCCAGUAUCACCGCAGCAGUCUGAAUGUAAUCCAGUCGGGGCCCUGCAGGAGCUGGUGGUGCAAAAAGGCUGGCGCCUUCCUGAAUAUACAGUCACCCAGGAAUCGGGACCAGCACACCGCAAGGAGUUCACCAUGACCUGCUGCGUCGAGCGGUUUAUUGAAAUAGGCAGUGGCACUUCAAAAAAACUGGCCAAGCGCAAUGCCGCAGCAAAGAUGCUGGUGCGGAUUCAUAAUGUGCCCCUGGACCCCCGAGAUGGCAGUGAGGCUGAAGUGGAGGAGGACCAGUUCUCUAUUACCACAGGAAACAAGUUGGACGGGGUGAAGGGCCGGGGCUCUGGCUGUACCUGGGACUCUCUGCGCAACUCAGCCGGGGAGAAGAUUCUGCACCUGAAAAGCCACCCCUUGGGAGUGCUGAAUGCUGGAUUCUGCAGCCUCUUGGAGGAACUUUCUGAAGAGCAGAGCUUUGAUAUCAGCUACCUCGAUAUUGACGAGAGGAGCUUGAGCGGCCUGUACCAGUGCCUGGUGGAGCUUUCCACGCAGCCGACCACGGUGUGCCACGGCUCAGCCGCCUCCCGCCACGCCGCCCGGUCUGAUGCUGCCCGCAAUGCCCUGCAGUACCUCAAGAUCAUGGCGGGAGGGAAGUGACGCAGCCAAACACCACCCGUGAC